AUGAGCGGAGACCAAAGAUUGGAGAUCGAUCCAUUGAUCAAUGAUACAGACUCUACAUAUGGGGAUGAAUUGUCCUCUUACACAUCUUCGAUAACCUCAAGUGUUGUCGAUUAUCCGGAAGAAAAUGGCAGGCGAUACCAUGCUUUUCGCGAAGGCCGAUAUCUUAUCCCGAAUGAUGACAAGGAGAGUGACCGGCUUGACCUUUUGCAUGCAAUGUUUCACAAACUGCUUGAAGGAAAGCUCUUUCUUGCGCCUAUUGGGAAUUCCCCCGUAAGAGUAAUUGAUAUUUGCACUGGAACUGGAGUAUGGGCUAUGGAGUUUGCUGACCGUUUUCCUUCGGCCGAGGUAAUUGGGAACGACCUGAGUCCUAUUCAACCAUCGUUCGUUCCUCCAAACGUCAAGUUUGUGGUUGACGAUGUCGAAGCCGAAUGGGCGUAUGAAACAUCUCCAUUUGACUAUAUUCAUGCCCGGUUCCUUGAGGUAUCAAUCAAGGAUAUGCCGAGACUUAUCAGUCAAGCUUAUAGUUCGUUAUCGUCUGGGGGAUGGUUCGAGUAUCAAGGUUGGGACACAAGGCUAUACUCCGCGGAUGGCACCACGAAAGGCACCUCCGUCGAACGUUAUAAUAGUAUAGUCCUAGAUACCUUCGCCAAGGGUGGGUAUUAUAUUCGCGUUGAACCAGAAAAAAUGGAGAAAUGGUUCCGAGAUGCCGGGUUUCAAAAUUUUCACAUCAAAAAGUUCCUUCUUCCUCUCGGCACCUGGCCCAAGGAUAAGAGAUAUAAAACUAUUGGCGCUUAUAAUCUUCUCCAAGCUGAAGAGGGUCUCGAAUCAAUGGGGCUGGCGGUACUGACUAGACUUGCGGGCUGGACACCGGAGGAAGUUCAAAUUUUAAUCAGUCAAUCAAGGUCGGACAUGAGAAGCCCAAGAGUUCAUUCCACUUUUGACUUGUAUGCCCUCCCACAUUUUCCUCAAUUCUAA
Molecule: messenger RNA, 975 nt
Organism: Ophidiomyces ophidiicola
Lineage: Eukaryota; Fungi; Ascomycota; Eurotiomycetes; Onygenales; Onygenaceae
Exons: 9
Coding region: 1-975 (324 amino acids)
Molecular function (GO): methyltransferase activity
Source: RefSeq, a predicted model, not a curated record